CAGCUGCGGCGGCGCGGGCCUCCCUAGCUGACACUCCCCCUGCGAGCCCCUCCCCCGCCGCGGCGGAAUCCCGCCCGCCCGCGCGCGAGCCCGAGGCCGCUUCCCUGGUACCAGCGUCUAGAAGGAUCCCGGCUGCGGCGAUUACGCGGCCAUGGGCGCGCCGGGGUCGUCCUAGGGUCGCGGCGGAGACCGCAGUCAGAGCGGCGCGGUGGCCUCCUCCGCGAGGGAAGCCUGCGACGCUUCUCAGCGAGGCUUCUCAUCGGUUCACGCCGGAGAGCCUCCUCCGCGAACCCCAGCGACGGCCGCACCGGCAGCGCGGCGGGAUGAGCGGUAGCAGCGCGGCGCCGGGCCCGGGCUCGGGGUCGGGAUCCUCCUCAGCCGCCUGUCGCUUCGCGCACUACUUCGUGCUGUGCGGGAUCGAUGCGGACAGCGGGCUGGAGCCGGACGAGCUGGCGGUUUUGUACCAAUGGCUAGAAGCAGAUCGUCAUGGCAAGAGCCAAGAUACUGCAAAUACAACUUCAGGCAGGAAUUCAAUAAAAGGUGAAAAUUUUGACCAGAGUCCUCUGAGAAGAACAUUCAAAUCCAAAGUUCUGGCCCACUAUCCUCAGAACAUAGAAUGGAACCCUUUUGAUCAAGAUGCAGUGAACAUGCUGUGCAUGCCCAAAGGGCUGUCUUUCAGAACACAAGCUGACAAUAAAGAGCCUCAGUUCCACUCAUUUAUAAUUACCAGGGAAGAUGGUUCUCGCACCUAUGGUUUUGUUCUCACUUUUUAUGAAGAAGUUACAAGUAAGCAAAUCUGUACAGCCAUGCAGACACUGUACCAGAUGCAUAACGCUGAGCAGUACAGCAGUGUGUAUGCUUCAUCUUCUUGCAGUAUGGACUCACUGGCAAGUAGUAUUGAUGAGGGAGAUGCAACCUCUCUUUUGAAACUCCAGCGAUACAACUCUUAUGACAUCAACAGAGACACUUUGUAUGUUUCAAAAAGUAUCUGCUUGAUCACACCUCUGCCUUUCAUGCAAGCCUGCAAGAAAUUCCUCCUCCAACUUUACAAGGCAGUUACCUCACAGCAGCCACCACCCUUGCCGCUUGAGAGCUACAUCCACAAUAUUCUCUACGAGGUGCCCCUUCCUCCUCCUGGGAGGUCACUGAAAUUUUAUGGUGUUUAUGAACCUGUCAUCUGCCAGAGGCCUGGGCCCAAUGAACUCCCUCUUUCUGACUACCCUCUUCGUGAAGCCUGUGAGCUCCUGGGAUUAGAGAACCUAGUGCAAGUGUUCACCUGUGUUCUUUUAGAGAUGCAGAUCCUUCUCUACUCACAAGAUUAUCAGCGCCUGAUGACAGUGGCAGAAGGCAUUACCACACUCUUGUUCCCUUUUCAAUGGCAGCAUGUUUAUGUACCCAUCCUCCCUGCUUCUCUGCUACAUUUUCUUGAUGCCCCUGUCCCUUAUCUGAUGGGUCUUCAGUCAAAAGAAGGAACUGACCGGUCUAAACUAGAACUUCCUCAAGAGGCUAAUUUGUGCUUCGUGGAUAUUGAUAACCAUUUUAUUGAGUUGCCUGAAGAGUUUCCACAGUUCCCCAAUAAAGUGGAUUUUAUCCAAGAGUUGUCUGAAGUUCUUCUCCAAUUUGGGAUUCCUCCUGAGGGCAGCCUACAUUGUAGUGAGAGUGCCACCAAACUGAAGAACAUGGUUCUGAAAGAUUUGGCUAAUGACAAAAAGAAUGGAAAUGUGCCCACCAACAGUGUCAGCGUGUAUGAGCUACUGAAGGGCAGUGAGACCAUAGCUCGCCUCCAGGCUCUCGCCAAGAGGACUGGAGUGACCAUGGAAAAAAUUGACCUCCCAGCUUCUCUGAGUGAAAAAGAAAAGGAUUUAAAAUUGCAGUGUGAAGAGGCAGACUUGAGGGACUACCAGCUCAAUGUACAGCUGCGAGAGGUCUUUGCCAACCGCUUUACACAGAUGUUUGCAGAUUAUGAAGCAUUUGUGAUUCAGACUGCCCAGGACAUGGAGUCCUGGCUGACUAACCGGGAACAGAUGCAGAACUUUGACAAAGCUUCUUUCCUCUCUGACCAGCCUGAGCCUUACCUGCCAUUUCUUUCACGCUUCAUUGAGACUCAGAUGUUUGCCACCUUUAUUGAUAAUAAGAUCAUGUCUCAAUGGGAAGAGAAAGACCCUCUGCUUCGGGUCUUUGAUUCUAGGAUUGAGAAGAUCAGAUUGUAUAAUGUAAGGGCACCCACCCUGCGGACAUCUAUAUAUCAGAAAUGCAGCAGUUUAAAAGAAGCAGCCCAGUCAAUUGAACAAAGAUUGAUGAAAAUGGAUCACACUGCAAUUCACCCACAUCUACUUGAUAUGAAAAUCGGUCAAGGCAAAUAUGAGCAAGGGUUCUUUCCAAAGUUACAGUCCGAUGUCUUGGCAACAGGACCAGCCAAUAACAAUCGCUGGGUGAGUCGAAGUGCCACAGCACAACGCAGGAAAGAGCGCCUUCGCCAGAGCUCUGAACACAUUGGGCUGGACAGUGACUUACGGGAGAAAUAUAUGCAAGAGGCACGAAGUUUAGGAAAAAACCUGAGGCAACCAAAACUGUCAGAUCUCUCACCUGCUGUGAUUGCACAAACCAACUGGAAAUUUGUAGAAGGCUUAUUGAAAGAAUGCAGAAUGAAGACAAAACGCAUGUUGGUAGAGAAGAUGGGACAUGAAGCAGUGGAACUGGGCCAUGGAGAAGCAAACAUUACUGGCUUGGAAGAGAAUACCUUGAUUGCCAGCCUGUGUGACCUGCUGGAGAGGAUAUGGAGCCACGGCUUACUGGUCAAGCAGGGGAAGUCUGCCUUGUGGUCACAUUUGAUCCAGUUUCAGGAUAGAGAAGAGAAACAAGAGCACCUCACAGACUCACCAGUUGCCCUUGGACCAGAAAGAAGAAAAUCUGACUCAGGAGUUAUGUUACCAACACUCAGAGUCUCUCUUAUUCAAGACAUGAGGCAUGUUCAGAACAUGACUGAGAUCAAGACUGACGUUGGACGGGCUCGGGCGUGGAUAAGGUUGUCCCUAGAGAAAAAGCUUUUGUCCCAGCAUCUCAAGCAGUUGCUCUCUAACCAACCACUGACCAAGAAGCUUUAUAAGCGCUAUGCUUUUCUACGCUGUGAAGAAGAAAGAGAACAGUUUCUGUACCAUCUGCUCUCCCUCAAUGCUGUGGACUACUUCUGCUUUACCAGUGUGUUCACCACUAUCAUGAUUCCUUAUAGGUCAGUUAUCAUUCCAAUUAAAAAGCUGAGCAAUGCAAUCAUUACCUCAAACCCGUGGAUCUGUGUUUCGGGAGAGCUGGGAGACACCGGAGUAAUGCAGAUUCCAAAGAACUUGCUUGAGAUGACUUUUGAGUGCCAGAACCUGGGAAAACUCACUACAGUUCAGAUUGGCCAUGAUAACUCCGGACUGUUAGCUAAAUGGCUAGUGGAUUGUGUCAUGGUCAGAAAUGAAAUCACAGGACAUACGUACAGAUUCCCUUGUGGGCGGUGGCUGGGGAAAGGCGUCGAUGAUGGCAGCCUGGAGAGGAUUCUGAUUGGAGAAUUGAUGACAUCAGCUUCAGAUGAGGACUUGGGAAAGCAGUGUCGGACUCCACCGCAGCAGAAAUCUCCCACGACAACCAGGAGACUGAGUAUUACCUCACUAACGGGAAAGCCUGCCAAACCCAAUGCUGGACAGAUCCAAGAAGGAAUUGGAGAAGCUGUGAACAAUAUUGUGAAACAUUUUCACAAACCUGAAAAAGAGAGAGGAAGCCUCACAGUGCUGCUGUGCGGAGAAAAUGGCCUGGUUGCUGCACUUGAACAAGUUUUCCAUCAUGGGUUCAAGUCUGCCCGCAUCUUUCACAAGAAUAUCUUCAUCUGGGACUUCGUAGAGAAAGCAGUGGCUUAUUUUGAAACCACUGACCGGAUUUUAGACAAUGAAGAUGAUGUGCUCAUUCCGAAAUCAUCAUGCAAAACCUUUUGCCACUAUGUAAAUGCUAUUAACACUGCACCCAGAAACAUUGGGAAGGACGGCAAAUUCCAGAUUCUAGUUUGCCUGGGAACAAGGGAUCACCUGCUCCCACAGUGGAUUCCAUUGCUAGCAGAAUGUCCUGCCAUCACCCGAAUGUAUGAAGAGAAUGCACUGCUUCGAGACCACAUGACUGUCAACUCCCUUAUCCGAAUUCUGCAGACCAUUCAGGAUUUCACCAUAGUCUUGGAAGGAUCACUAAUCAAAGGAGUGGAUGUGUAAAGCAGCCAGCAGAAACUCUUCAUCUACCCCUGACUCCUGAAGCUUCCUCAACUAUGGGGUCCUAUCUGGACCGAUCUGACCAUACUGAGCACUGCUGGGGCAGUGCACUAGAAGCCCCAGUUUGAACAGUCUCCACUCUGCAGACAAGGCAAAGUGCUGUAUUGUAGUUCAUUUGAACCUGAAAUUUAGUAUAAAAUAGAGUAUUUUCAUGUGUUAGAAGUGUGUAAAUAUGCUACCUUUAAGAAAUUAUAUUACUCUAAUAAGAUACUUUUCUUAGAUUGAAUAUUCCCAUGACUUAAAAUAAGUAGCUUAAAAAUGUUGGGGGUGGGGAAAGCGGUGCUAGUCAGGAAGAAGCCAGUAAAUGUGUAUGUACAUAGCGCAACCCAGGCAGGCUUCUUUUUCCCUCCAGGUCUCACAGAGAAACCAGAAUGCUUUGUUCUGAAGCAGCUAUCCCUCCUGGAGUCCCAUCUUGUGUGUGGUGAAUGUAUACAGCUUUACAUAAUGUACAGCAGUCCUCAUUGUUCCUUUUAAGUUAUAAACCAUUUAAUAUAUUUGAAUUAUGAGUCAUUUUUCUAGUUUUGGGAAAGUUUUUCAGU
Molecule: messenger RNA, 4834 nt
Organism: Mastomys coucha (southern multimammate mouse)
Lineage: Eukaryota; Metazoa; Chordata; Mammalia; Rodentia; Muridae
Gene: Dennd5b
Product: DENN domain containing 5B
Exons: 23
Coding region: 324-4238 (1304 amino acids)
Molecular function (GO): small GTPase binding; guanyl-nucleotide exchange factor activity
Source: RefSeq, a predicted model, not a curated record